Molecule: messenger RNA, 902 nt
Organism: Tarenaya hassleriana
Lineage: Eukaryota; Viridiplantae; Streptophyta; Magnoliopsida; Brassicales; Cleomaceae
Product: transcription factor DIVARICATA-like
Exons: 2
Coding region: 31-696 (221 amino acids)
Molecular function (GO): DNA binding
Source: RefSeq, a predicted model, not a curated record
AUCUCGACGGUUUCUGAAGUUUUGGUGGCUAUGGCGGCGAACCAGUGGACGAGGACGGAGGACAAGAUGUUCGAGGAGUCUCUGGUCAUCUUCCCGGAAACGUUGCCGGAUCGGUGGGAGAGGAUCGCCGAGAAGCUGCGGAAAUCGCCGGCGGAGGUGAGAGAGCAUUACGAGGCGUUGGUCCAUGAUGUAUCCGAGAUCGAUUCCGGGCGAGUCGAGAUGCCGGACUACGUCGAUGACUCGGCAGCGAGUUGGGACUCAGCCCCGGCUCAGAUCUCGUUCAGGGCUAAACACGGUGAUACAGAGAAGAAGAAGGGGACUCCAUGGACAGAGAACGAACACAAGUUGUUUCUGAUCGGGCUGAAGAAAUACGGGAAAGGAGACUGGAGGAGCAUAUCGAGGAACGUCGUGGUGACAAGAACGCCGACACAGGUGGCGAGCCAUGCCCAGAAGUAUUUCCUCAGGCAAACCUCGAUGAAGAAGGAGAGGAAACGUUCGAGCAUUCACGACAUAACCAUAACCACCGUCGACAACAACAACAACAACAACAUGGUCGCCGCCAUGUCUGGUCCCGAGUGGACCUGGUCGGCUCAGCCCGAGUCAGCCCAGGAACAGUCGCCUCUUCCUCAGCUGCCUCAAAGUGACUUCCACGGCCAAGCACAGUUUCCACGUGAUCAGAGCUUCAGGUUUCCAUAGCGGAAGGAAGGAGAUGAAGUAUAGUGUAGGAAAAGGUGGUUUAUCAUCUUCGGUAGAUAAAGGAACAAAAAUAGAAACAUGUCUCUCGUAUCUAUUUGGAUUCAGACAUGACAUUAGUGUAUAGAAAGAAAGGCUCUUUGUCAGUAAAAAAUCAUGUUUCUGUAAACCCCUUUUAGGAAAGGAAUCGCGUGACACGGAUUUGGCAA